Orbicella faveolata is the source of this 1707-nucleotide messenger RNA. RefSeq names its product forkhead box protein J3-like. Gene Ontology annotation, molecular function: DNA-binding transcription factor activity, RNA polymerase II-specific; RNA polymerase II cis-regulatory region sequence-specific DNA binding. Lineage: Eukaryota; Metazoa; Cnidaria; Anthozoa; Scleractinia; Merulinidae. Gene Ontology annotation, cellular component: nucleus. Gene Ontology annotation, biological process: regulation of transcription by RNA polymerase II. The record is from RefSeq and is a predicted model, not a curated record.
CAAACUUGGCAUAGUUCACGACAUACGUCAGUUUUUUCGCAGCGGAAAGGAAGGGGUCAUUGUUUGACGUCACUGAUGACGUAUUUUUACAGCUUCACACAUAGGUUAGACAUGCGCCCUUCCAUGACCCCCUACAGCGCUACGGUUGGCAAGAACGCCAUUGCAAUCAUGGCGGAGCUUAACAGCAGCCUGACAGCCAUGGACUGGCUGCCUAAGCUUAGCGUAGGUACUGCUUUGAACAGUGCCAACGCUAAAAUGUCGAAUAACAAUAACGAUCCGAGCAAGGACAAAAGUCCGUUUCGAAAACCGCCGAGCUCACCUCUCGAUCCGAAUGCGACCUUGGACGACGACGAGGCACAACAACACAAAACCCGCGAAAGCAAACCACCUUACUCUUACGCCAACUUGAUCACCUUCGCAAUAAACAGCUCGCCCAAGAAGAAAAUGACACUGAGCGAGAUCUAUCAGUGGAUCUGCGAGAAGUUUCCGUACUACAAGGAGGCUGGAAACGGCUGGAAGAAUUCGAUCCGGCAUAAUCUGUCGUUAAAUAAAUGCUUUAUGAAAGUACCCAGAAGCAAAGAUGACCCAGGAAAGGGAUCGUACUGGGCAAUUGAUCAGAAUCCACAGGACGAUCACGCUCAUUCCAGGCAAAACAGGAAAAGACGAACAAGCGAUUCACGGUUAUCACCAUAUGGACCAGAGGAUGGCCGUGUAUCUCCAAUAAGCCCCCAGUCAUCCCCAUGUGGCUCUCCAGCAUCUCCAACACUGGCUUCAUUGCAGUCCAGUGGUGGAUAUUAUGGUUCCUCUCCCACCAACCAAAGUUUCUUAGGAAUGUCAGCCGGGGUGUCCCCUGGUUCAUCGCCCAACACAAGCAUGGGUGGGUUUGGUACUUCACAAAACUAUGGAGAACCACCAAGAAAGAUUUUUUCUGAAGUGGCAUUUGAAGAUCUGAGUGCAUCCUUUAAGAAUCUUUACAAAUCUGUAUUUGAUGCAUCCCACGGAGGAGACAAUUAUGGUAAGCAGCGCAGGAAUUAUUUUCUGAUCAAAAUAUAGGACUUCUGUGCCAUUAUCAACUGCAGUUAAAGUCAUGUUUUUUUUUUUUAGUUGUCAGUAUUGCUCUUUUGGGUACACGUAUUCUCUUUGUAAUUUUGCCAUGUCGCAGAUUAAAUCUUCCUCAUGUUUUGGUCAAGUGCAGCAUAAUUAUACAAAGAUACUACUGUACACAGCAUGGGAAGAUACCGUAAACACCGGCAAAUAAGCCGCACCUUUUUGCUCAAAACUUUCCUUAAAAAUCGGGGAUGUGGCUUAUCUGCAAGAACAUCUAGACAGUGUGUCAAAAAUUUGCAUAAAUUAACACUUAUCAUCAGAAAUUUGUAAGUUUGUAUAAGCAAACUAAUGAGAACUUCAUAAGACUGUAAUAAUAUCAGAGUUUGCAUCGAUCAUUGCUUUUACAAGUUUGGUGGCUUCUAAAAAAGCUGUUUUUGUUGGUAAGCAUACCGUAAGCUUACAUUUCUUGCUGUUAAACAGCAUUAAACCUUUGUUAAAAAAUCUUUUAGCCAGUUGAAGGUCUCCAUUCUAGAGCAGUUAAUUGUUGCACAGCAGCAAAUCUUCAUUCUGCCAGAAAGCUGUAGAGCUGUGAUCAAAGAAAGCUUUGAAAGCUACUUUUGUCCAUCUCCUGGUGAAAUGCCUGGUUACUAAGCUGCAAGC